Messenger RNA from Paramecium sonneborni, 2108 nucleotides. The record is from the annotation of a GenBank genome assembly. Lineage: Eukaryota; Ciliophora; Oligohymenophorea; Peniculida; Parameciidae.
AUGGGAGCUUGUGUUUAACAAAGUAAUUAGCAAUAAUUUGAAAUUAAUACUAUGGAUUAGAUAAGGCUGUAUGAAAAUAAACAUGUUUACAUGAAUCCUGAAGAAGAAUUACAAUGGAAACGUCAAAAUAAUGGAGAGGUAAAUAUAAAUAAUAUGCAGGAAAGUCUGCUAAAAAGAUAAUUAGAGGCUGAAGUAUUUUAGAAGCAAUAACUAAUAGAAAACUAAAAAAUACAUCAAUAAAUGGUAGAGAUAUUAAAUUAUAAUUAUUAGAUAAACUUAUAUGAUUCAUCAAUUGAGCCAUCUAACUUGUAGAUUGACAUAGAGUAGAGAUCACUAAAUUUUUAACCAACAAAUCAUAUAUAACAAAGAAGUGAGAGUAUUUGUGAAGUUGAGAAAAUACAAGAUAGAUCAUUUACAUAAGGUUAAUCUAAGAAAGACAAAAAUAAAAAUGUAACUUAAGAGGCAUAGACAAAAAAAAAAUUAAUUGAUUAUUUAUCUAAAAGUGAUUAGGAAGUUCUUUUAUAACCUUUGCCUUCACCUCCUAAUUUAUUAGAAAAUAUAGAUUUUGGAGUCUAUUAAGCAUUUGACAGUGCAGAAAUAACUCCUUUAGCAACUCCAAAGUAAGAGGAAGAGUCUGAAUGCGAAGAAUUAGAAGAAGAAGAAGAAUAAGAUAAAGAAUAAGAUAGAGAAGAAGAAGAAGAAUAAGAUAGAGAAGAAAAUAAAAAAGAAGAUAAAGAAGAAGUAAAAGAAUCGCCAUAAGAAGAAUAAGAAAUAGUUGAAGUCGUAUAAAAAUAAGAACCACAACCAGAAGAAAAAUCUUACCAUUCAGAAAAACCUAAAUCUUAAGUGAUGCUAGAUAACCCAAUCUUUUAAUAAAAUCAAGAAGAUACAAUAUCUUUAGAAGAUGAUAAUCCAGAAGAGGUAAAGUAAAUGCUCCUCCUUAAGAGAGACAAAUAAUACUUUAAUCAUCAAGAGGAGAGUAAAUGAUUAUGUCUUUUGCUCCUAAUUAACAAUAACAAUUUAUUAAAUCUUAAUAGCAAGCUGCACCUGAAAAUUAAGUAGAGGUUUUAAAUCAUAAACCAAGUUUAGAAAAGGCAGUACCAUCAAAUUCUGAUGUUCUAAAAAUAGAAAAUGAGCAUUUAGUUGCGUUAUCUGCACAAUUAGAACCUAUAAAUAUCAAUGUAGAUAUGAAUAAUUGUGAAAUGUUGGGUCCAUACAUAAUUUUGGAUACAGGGGAUAUUUAUGUAGGUACAUGGUAAAUGGGUAAACGACAUGGAUUUGGGAAACAAAUAUUUUCAAAUGGAGCCUAUUAUGAAGGUUAAUGGUUGAAUGAUUUUUUAUAAGGAUAUGGAAGAUAUAUAUUUUAAAAUGGAGAUUACUAUGCAGGAGAAUUUGUUCAUGGAGAAAGAGAAGGAGUUGGAGUGUUGGUUUAUUAGGAUGGAUCAUCAUAUGAAGGGAAAUGGUUAAAAAAUUAAAAAGUAAAUAUACAAAUUAUAUAUAUAUAGAAUGGUGAUGGUAGAGAAUAAACUGGAGAUGGUAAUGUUUAUGUAGGGACAUUCAAAGCUGGUAAAAAAGAUGGUAAAGGUAGAUUAGAAUAUGUUGAUGGAAGUAUUUUUGAAGGUAUGUUUAAAGAAGGGUAGAUUUGUGGAAAAGGAACUUAAACUUGGCCAGAUGGUAGAAGAUAUGAAGGAGAAUGGAAAGAUGGUAAAAUGCAUGGUUAAGGAGAAUUCAUUUGGGGAGAAGGAAAAUCAUAUAAAGGAGAAUAUAUUAAUAAUGUCAGAUAAGGAUAUGGUGAAUAUAGUUGGCCAGAUGGAAGAACAUAUAAAGGAGGAUGGAAGAAUGGAAUUAUGCAUGGAAAAGGUUUGAUGAUUUGGCCUGAUUAAAGAUUAUAAAAGGGUAUUUGGAUUAAUGGGUAAAAGUAAUUCAGUAAAGAAGAAUUGGCAUAAUUAUCAAAAAUAAAAAAAUCUAAUACUGCUGAUACUUCUAUCAAUAAAACUAAAGAUUCUAAUGCUGAAACAAAAGAUAUGAAACAAUAAAAACCAAAGAAAUCCAAAUCGAAGUCUAAAUCAAAAGAAAAAAAGAAGACCAAAUCUAAAGAAAAAUAAUGA